CAAUAAUAAAAAUGUAAACCAAGUUUUAAAACAUUACUAAUCAAAAUCAUUUCGUGUAUAAAGUGAUCAAAUAAUAUCGCAAUGUUUAGCAAACUUUGGUUUUUAGGUCUAGUUAUAAAGACCUGGGUGAGACACCCGAGCUAUUUUAAUUUUUUGUCCGGAACACUUAAAAAGGGUGAUUCAAAACCUCCCAGGCCUAACAAACAGGUGCCACGACUGUAUAACUUCUCUAUGUCUCCCUAUGGGGAAAGGGUGCGACUCGUAUUGAAAGCCAAAAAUAUUGAGCAUGAGAUAAUAAACGUGCACCUGGGUAAUAAACCGGACUGGUUGACAACAUUAAAUCCCGCGGGUCAAAUACCGGUGCUCGAGUGGGACAGGGAUGACAAAAUCAUAUGCGAAUCCAACGUAAUUUGCGAGUUUCUGGACAAUGAUUACCCAAAUACGGGACCACCACUUGGGGCUACCGAUCCGUACCAAAGGGAAAAGGACAGGGAGUUUGCCACAGGUGUCGACGAGUAUAUGGAGACGUUUCACGUGGUUUUGCAUACUAAGGACAGUCCGACCAAACACUGGCAGACCAUUCAGACUGAGCUCAAAAAGUUGGAUAAAUUCAUAGCCAAUAGAAGGGAUAAUAAAAAGUUUUUAUCAGGUGAUGUCAGUCCCGGCCUAAUUGAUUACAUGGUGUGGCCUAUCGUUGGGCGCCUGAUAGCCACCAUUGAUGUCACUUCCGGUGGUGUCUCGGCUGAGAAUUAUUUGCCUAAAGAGUUGCCGGCUAUACACGACUACCGGCGCCAUAUGCUCGGGGAUAGUGUAGUCAGGGAUGUCAGUCCCACACUCGACCAGUUAGUGGCAUUCAUAAGGAUUGUAAUCGCGUACAACAAGUUGUAA
This is a messenger RNA of Oppiella nova, 888 nucleotides long. Lineage: Eukaryota; Metazoa; Arthropoda; Arachnida; Sarcoptiformes; Oppiidae. The record is from the annotation of a GenBank genome assembly.